ACAGGACGUUACUUCGAGUUAGGACGUCUCGGUUAUAAACAGUCUCUGGAUCUUUGGUAGUUAGUUCAGUUUGCGAUUGAAAAAAUGGCUUUCCUAAUGAAAUUUUGUACAUUAAUCGUCAAUGUGUUAUGCUUGCCCCUUCAUCUGAUCGAAGCUGUCGGUCUGUAUGAAAUAUACAAACGUGUCUUCCCAUUUUGUUUAUACCGUUUUUCUAAAACGUACAACAAGAAAAUGUACGACAAGAAGAAGGAGCUGUUUCGCAGUCUCCCCGAGUUCAACAAGCCUGGCGGGCAGCUCACAAUUUUGGAGAUCGGCUGCGGCACCGGUGCAAAUUUUGAGUUUUAUCCGCCUGGUUGCAAGGUGAUCUGCACUGACCCGAACCCUCAUUUUCAGAAAUAUCUGAAGAAAAAUAUCGGCGAGAAUGACCACCUCACCUUUGAGAGAUUUGUGGUGGCAUCGGGGGAGGACAUGGGGUCAGUUGAGAGCGAAUCGGUAGACGUUGUUGUCUGCACCCUGGUGCUCUGCUCUGUCAACAACAUAACCCAAACUCUGCGAGAGGCACGUCGCAUACUGAGACCAGGUGGAGCCUUCUUUUUUCUAGAGCAUGUUGUUGCAGAUCCAUCAACUUGGGCAUACUUCUUCCAGCAUGUUCUGCAGCCUCCAUGGUACUAUUUUGGUGAUGGAUGUGAGGUCACCCGGGAAACAUGGAAACAUGUGGAGGCAGCUGGAUUCUCUGAACUCAAACUGAGACACAUCGAAGCACCACUUAUGUUCAUAAUCAAACCACACAUCAUGGGUUAUGCUGUAAAAUAGAUUCUGUCUCAUAAACUUUGUCGUAAGCUUGCCUCACAACUAGAGCAUGAAUAUGGCAAGCAGUUAAUGCCUCUCCUUGUAAUAUGAUUGAACACCAGUGAUUCAGCCAGUCAAUUUAAUACUAAUUUUAUUUUUGUAUUAAAAAAACGUUGGUCUUUGUGUUUUGUAAAGACACACUGACACCUUGAUUAAAACCAUGACAUAGACAGCACACAAUAACAACUUUGUAUGCAGUUUAAGUGAAAAACAUGUUUAAUCUUCUAAUUGUCAUUUCCCUUCUCCAAGUUUUUGCUGAUAAAUCAAUAUGAUACUGCCAUAGGGAAUCUCUGCCGUCAGUAUUUAUGUGCUGCUGCUAAAUUCAUUUCAUUGCUGUGACAGUUGUGUUACUAAAAAAUAUAUGUUAUUAA
Sander lucioperca (pikeperch) is the source of this 1220-nucleotide messenger RNA. RefSeq names its product methyltransferase-like protein 7A. The transcript has 3 exons. Lineage: Eukaryota; Metazoa; Chordata; Actinopteri; Perciformes; Percidae. The record is from RefSeq and is a predicted model, not a curated record. Gene Ontology annotation, molecular function: S-adenosylmethionine-dependent methyltransferase activity. The coding region runs from base 85 to 813 and encodes 242 amino acids.